UGUGGCCCUUUUAAAAGGCAGAGCUGUGGAGGAGCCGAGUCCGAGCACACACCAAUGAGAGGCCCCAUUCGGCAUCCGCCCCUCCCACCCCCUCCAGAGGUCAGAAGCUUUUGCCUGUUGUACUGUGGCCCGUACGGUGAGCGCGGAGGCCUCAGGUUGGCCGUGGUUGCUCCGCUUGCCCGUCCGCUGCUCAAAUGGCCCUGAGAGGCGUUUCCGGGCGGCUGCUGAGCCGUGGACCAGGCCUGAGCCUCCUGCGCGGGUGGGGCUCGGCGGCGACGCAAACUGAAAAGGGCGGGAAGACACAGAACCGAGCGGCCAAGUGUAAGGACCCCUCCUUGCGCCGGGCGUCUUCGGCCCUUUGUCCAGCUGUCUGUCUGCCCCGGGUGGGUUCUGUCCCAGAAUCGACGACUGCCGGGGCGGGGAGGCAGGGCGUGGCCAGGGCCAGAGGCACCUCACGUCCCGAAUUUGACUGGAGGGACCCGCUGCUGCUGGAGGAGCAGCUGACCGCGGAUGAGAUCCUCAUCAGGGACACCUUCCGCACCUACUGCCAGGAGCGCCUCAUGCCCCGAAUCCUGCUGGCCAAUCGCAACGAAGUUUUUCACCGGGAGAUCAUCUCAGAGAUGGGGGAGCUUGGUGUGCUGGGCCCCACCAUCAAAGGGUAUGGCUGUGCUGGAGUCUCUUCUGUGGCCUAUGGGCUCCUGGCCCGAGAGCUGGAGCGGGUGGAUAGCGGCUAUAGGUCAGCAAUGAGCGUCCAGUCUUCCCUCGUCAUGCACCCCAUCUACGCCUAUGGCAGCAAGGCCCAGCAGCAGAAGUACCUGCCCCGGCUGGCCAAGGGGGAGCUCCUGGGCUGCUUCGGGCUCACAGAGCCCAACCAUGGGAGUGACCCUGGCAGCAUGGAGACCAGAGCCCGUCACAACCCAUCUAACAAGAGCUACACCCUCAACGGGACCAAGACCUGGAUCACCAAUUCACCUGUGGCCGACCUGUUUGUAGUGUGGGCUCGAUGUGAAGAUGGCCGCAUUCGGGGCUUCCUGCUGGAGAAGGGGAUGCGGGGCCUCUCAGCCCCCAAGAUUGAGGGCAAGUUCUCCCUGCGGGCGUCGUCCACAGGCAUGAUCGUCAUGGACGGUGUGGAGGUGCCGGAGGAGAAUGUGCUGCCUGACGUAUCUGGUCUGUCGGGGCCCUUUGGCUGCCUAAACAAUGCCCGGUUUGGCAUCACCUGGGGCGUGCUCGGAGCUGCCGAAUUCUGUUUGCACACAGCCCGGCAGUACACCCUGGAUAGGAUCCAGUUUGGAGCCCCAUUGGCCAGGAACCAGCUGAUUCAGAAGAAGCUGGCAGACAUGCUCACUGAGAUCACGCUGGGCCUUCACGCCUGCCUGCAGCUUGGCCGCUUGAAGGACCAAGACAAGGCCACUCCGGAAAUGGUCUCCCUGCUGAAGAGGAAUAACUGUGGGAAGGCCCUGGAUAUCGCCCGCCAGGCCCGAGACAUGCUAGGGGGGAAUGGGAUUUCUGAUGAGUAUCACGUGAUCCGGCAUGUCAUGAACCUGGAGUCUGUGAACACCUAUGAAGGCACUCACGACAUUCAUGCUCUGAUCCUUGGAAGGGCAAUCACGGGGAUCCAAGCGUUCACGGCCAGCAAGUGAGCACACUUCACCCGGGAGCCCAGAUGGCCUCCGGCUCCUUCCCAGGGAAAUGCUACGCUCUGAGCUCACUCAGGGAGAUGGCAGAUGGAGCCAAUUUUUAUAGUGGGAAGUGAGAGACACUGAUUCUUAAUUAUCAAAAUUUUCCCUUUGAAGUCAUUCAAAUGUGUUCCUUAAAAAGAAGAUGGGACUCUCUGUACCAAGUUUCUCAACCCACUUUUAACCGUGGAUGGGAAUGGAUUCCACUUAUCUUGGAACAGAAGCUUCUCUUGACAGGGGAGCAGGGAGAGGGAAGGAGAGUGACAUGGAAGCAUUCUCUGUGACACUGAUCUGGCGUCUGACUGAGCAAAUCCCGCCUCCCCGCGCCCCCCCCCCCCCCCCCGCCACAGCAAGAGUUCACUGUGUGCCCUCUGACCCUCCCAUCCUGGGGGUAAGUGCCUUAUGCUGGAGGUUGGAGCAGAAAGAAAGCGAAAGAGAGAAUAAUAAAGAGUCUGCACGUCUGA
Molecule: messenger RNA, 2140 nt
Organism: Felis catus (domestic cat)
Lineage: Eukaryota; Metazoa; Chordata; Mammalia; Carnivora; Felidae
Gene: GCDH
Product: glutaryl-CoA dehydrogenase
Exons: 12
Coding region: 195-1640 (481 amino acids)
Biological process (GO): fatty-acyl-CoA biosynthetic process; fatty acid beta-oxidation using acyl-CoA dehydrogenase
Cellular component (GO): mitochondrial inner membrane
Molecular function (GO): fatty-acyl-CoA binding; flavin adenine dinucleotide binding; glutaryl-CoA dehydrogenase activity
Source: RefSeq, a predicted model, not a curated record